UUUAAACGACGCCUUGCGAAAUUUUGGUCUCUCUCGCUCGCGAUAACGGUUCGCCGUCGCUCACGGCGGCGCCUCCGGUUGUUGGUGGCGGGAUAGGUGAAUUGAAGAAUAACAACAUUCGGUGGUGAUAUUCUGUGCCGCGUAACUCGACGAGCCGUCAUUUCCUGAAUUUUUUGCCUUGGUCGUUGGUGCUGUAUAGGUUUCCAAAAUGAUAGGAUCACUUCUCAACAGAGUACUUGUGUUAAUUUUUGGUUAUGCUUAUCCUGCAUAUGAAUGCUAUAAAUCAGUGGAAAUGAACAAGCCUAAUAUCGAGCAGCUUCGGUUCUGGUGCCAGUAUUGGAUAUUAGUAGCUCUUUUGACAGUUGGGGAAAAGAUUGGUGAUUUUAUCGUGGGCUGGCUUCCAAUGUACGGUGAAUUCAAACUGGCGUUCUUUAUGUAUUUGUGGUUCCCUAAAACGAAGGGAACAACGUACAUCUAUAAUUCCUUCUUUAGACCGUACAUUGCCAAACACGAGACAGAAAUUGAUCGACAGUUGUUAGAACUGAGGACGAGGGCUGGAGACAUGGUUUUCAUGUACUGGCAGAAAUCUGCAGGCUAUUUGCAGACUAGAGUCCUAGAGAUUUUGCAGUAUAUUGUUUCCCAAUCGCCCCUCAAACAACCAGUUAAGCCACAACAUGAAGCAGCAGCAGCUACAAGCAUCCCGGAAUACACAACACCCUCAAAACCGACAUCGCCACAGAAACAGAUUCAGGACAAACCAAUAUCUCCUGCAUCUUCAACCGAUAAUAAUCGCCAACGAGACACCAACAAAGACGAAGCAGCAGCAAGACCUUCCGGAGACUCAUCAUCAUCAGCCAACUCGACCAACAAACACAAGGAAACGUCAACUCAAUCCCUCUCCGAAACCAGUAAAGAGCAGGAAUCACAAGCUGACUCGGCACAGUCCGCAGAUCAAAGCUCCAAUCCUACAACUCUUCGAAACAUGCUCAUGGAGGAAACCGGGGGGCCAUUCACAAGAGCACGAUUGAGGAAAGUAACGGCAGCAGCAGCAGCAGCAGCGCCGUAAUCCAAUCCCACAUGGAGUUAAGACGUGAGGAGUAUAUAUAUAUAUAUAUAGAGUUGUAGUAUAUGCUGAUUGAUUGAUGUACAUUAUAUCUUCACUUGUGAUGAAGGCACCGUAUAGUUCCUAGUUUUCGAUAUAUGAUGAUAAGUAGUAGUAAUAACAAUAAUAGUGUGGUGUUGAUAAUGUUUCUUUGUGCCCUCUUUUUUUAUUUUUUUUAUUUUUAUGACGUGGGAAUCUAUAACUGCUACUAGGUAAGUCAAACUUAA
Messenger RNA from Andrographis paniculata, 1329 nucleotides. Its product is annotated as putative HVA22-like protein g. Lineage: Eukaryota; Viridiplantae; Streptophyta; Magnoliopsida; Lamiales; Acanthaceae. The coding region runs from base 209 to 1066 and encodes 285 amino acids. The transcript is spliced from 7 exons. The record is from RefSeq and is a predicted model, not a curated record.